GUCCCAACACAAUUCUCUCUCUCUCUCUCUCUCUCUCUCUCUCUCUCUCUCUCUCUCUCUUCAAACCACUCAGUUUCCAACUCAUUCAAAUGCAAAGGAAAGCUGAAUCUGCAUGCAGUAGCUAAAGCUCAAAUCUUUACCAAGUAAUUUUCUUUUUCUUCAACUAAUUAUAUACCAAAGUAUGAAGCUUUACCCUUUCAAUUUCUUCUUCUUCUUCUUCUUGUUAUUCUGCUUCUCUGUGCCCAUACCUAUUGUAUCUAGUUUGAGCUCUGAUGGGGUGGCGCUGUUGUCCCUCCUCAAGUACUGGACUGUAAUCCCAUCCCCCAUAUCCUCCACCUGGAAUGCCUCUGAUUCCAAUCCAUGCCAAUGGGUUGGAAUCCAAUGUGAUAAAUCCGACAAUGUGGUUGCCUUAAACCUCACUGGGUUUGGAAUUUCUGGCCCUGGGCCUCAAGUUGGCAGCUUUAGGUAUCUGCAGACUCUUGCUCUGGGUUCCAAUAGUUUUUCUGGCAAAAUCCCAGUUGGGUUGGCCAACUGUAGUUUACUUGAGUACUUGGACUUAUCAGAAAAUCGAUUUUCUGGUGAAAUCCCUGAACCCUUGUUUUCGAUUUCCAGCUUGGUUUAUAUAUAUCUGUAUAGGAAUAGUUUGAAUGGUUCCAUCCCUGCAAAUGUUGGGAAUUUGAGUAAAUUGGAGGAGUUGUAUUUGGAUGACAACCAUUUGAGUGGAGCCCUGCCUAAGAGUCUGAACAAUCUUGGGAACCUAGUGUAUCUUCAAGUUAGUGGUAAUCGUCUCGACGGUAGGAUUGAUUUGGGUUCUGGGGAUUGCAAGAAUUUGAUUUUCUUGGAUUUGUCACGCAAUCAGUUUAGUGGAGGUCUUCCAUCAAGUCUGGGAAAUUGUAGUAAUUUAACAGAGUUUGGUGCUGUGAAUAGCAACUUAACGGGGACUAUCCCGUCUUCCUUUGGCCAACUAGAGAAGCUUGAACUUCUGCGCCUUCCUGAGAACCGUUUGUCUGGGAAAAUACCUCCCGAACUUGGUAAAUGCAAGUCCUUAACAGGACUACAUUUGUAUACAAACCAACUUGAGGGAGAAAUUCCUAGUGAAUUGGGGACGCUGAAAUUGCAGGAUCUUGAAUUGUUUGAGAACAGGUUAACUGGUGAAAUCCCAGUUAGCAUUUGGAAGAUUCAGAGUCUUCAGCAAAUCCUUGUGUACAAUAAUAACCUCACCGGGGAGCUGCCUGUAGAGAUGACUGAGCUGAAGCAACUGCAGAAUAUUUCGUUGUUUAACAACCUCUUUUCUGGAGUUAUACCUCAAGGUCUGGGGAUUAACAGCAGUUUAGUGCAGUUAGAUUUUCUGAAUAAUAACUUCACUGGUACAAUCCCUCCAAAUCUUUGCCAUGGAAAGAGGUUAAGGGUGUUGACUUUGGCGUCCAAUCGACUUCAAGGUUCCAUACCUUCUGAUGUUGGAAACUGCUCUACACUUUGGAGGUUGAAGCUUGAACAGAAUAACCUGACCGGAGCUCUCCCGGAAUUUGCAAAAAAUCCAAACCUCAAUUAUAUGGACAUCAGCAGCAAUGAGAUAAGUGGAGCAAUUCCAUCAAGCUUGCAAAACUGUGGCAACCUCACAACCAUCAAUUUGUCCAUGAAUAGGUUAACUGGACCUAUACCGCAGGAGCUGGGGAAGCUUGCAGAGCUACGUACUUUGGUUCUUUUCCAGAACAAUUUGAUUGGUUCUCUGCCUCCUCAACUAUCGAAUUGUACCAAAAUGGAUAAGUUCGAUGUGCGGUCCAAUUUGUUGAAUGGCUCCAUUCCGUCAAGUCUGAGAAGUUGGACAGUUUUAUCAACACUGAUUUUAAGCGACAACAGCUUUACUGGCGGCAUCCCAACUUUCUUGUCAGAGUUCGAAAAGCUUUCAGAGCUACAACUUGGUGGAAAUCUAUUCGGAGGUGUGAUUCCAUCAGCAAUUGGAACAUUGCAGAGUAUGUUUUAUGCAUUAAAUCUUAGCAACAAUGCAUUGACAGGUCUGAUUCCUUCAGAGCUAGGGAAACUGAUAAGGCUCCAACGACUAGAUCUUUCUCGUAACAAUUUGACAGGGACUUUAAAAGUUCUCGGCGAUAUGAGUUCACUAACUGAGGUUAACGUUUCAGACAACAACUUCACAGGUCCAGUACCAGAGACAUUGAUGAACCUGUUGAGCUCAUCCCCAGUGUCAUUUUUGGGCAAUCCCUACAUAUGUGUCAAUUACCUUCCAUCAUGUGGCUCAAUGUGCGCAGGAAAGAACAGUUUUAAAUCUUGCAACAGUCCACCAAGCAACCAGAAAGGCCUUAGUAAAGUGCAAAUUGCAUUUAUAGCUCUAGGAUCUUCGAUGUUUGUUGUUUUUGUGCUUUAUGGGCUGAUUUAUCUGUUCCUCUUGCGCAAAAAGACCAAGCAUGACUUUGAGAUCUCUGCUCUAGGGGGGCCAUCUGCCUUGCUCAACACGGUACUCGAGGCUACAGAAAACCUAAAUGAUCACUAUAUCAUUGGGAGAGGAGCCCAUGGAACAGUCUAUAAGGCCUCUUUGGCUCCAGACAAAGAUUAUGCAGUCAAGAAGCUUCAAUUUGCAGGGCACGAAGGAAGGCGUUUGAGCAUGAUUAGAGAAAUUCAAACACUUGGGUUGAUUAGGCACCGGAAUCUGGUUAGAUUGGAAGACUUCUGGUUAGGAAAAGACCACGGUUUGAUAUUGUAUCGGUACAUGCAAAAUGGGAGCCUUUAUGAUGUUUUACAUGAAAUCAAACCCCCGCCAACUCUCAAGUGGAGUGUCCGCUAUAGGAUAGCGCUUGGAACUGCAUAUGGGUUGGAAUAUCUCCAUUAUGAUUGUGAUCCCCCUAUAGUGCAUCGAGACAUCAAACCAAUGAACAUCCUCUUGGACUCUGACAUGGAGCCCCAUAUCGGUGAUUUUGGUAUUGCGAAACUUUUGGAUCAUCAGUCUUCUGCAGCAACAUCCAUCGCAGGUGGUACAACCGGAUAUAUUGCACCAGAAAAUGCAUUUCGAACAGCAAAGAGCGUGGAAUCUGAUGUGUACAGUUAUGGGGUUGUUUUACUUGAGCUGAUAACAAGAAAGAAGGCAUUGGAUCCAUCAUUUAUGGAGCAAACUGACAUUGUAGAAUGGGCUAGGUCAGUGUGGAGCAGCACGGAACAAAUUGAUCAGAUCGUCGAUUCAAGCCUUAAGGAGGAACUUCUGGAUUCAAACAUCAUGGAUCAAGUUAUUGACGCUCUUAUGGUGGCUUUCAGAUGUACUGAGAAAGAUCCGAAAAGAAGACCCACAAUGAGAGAUGUGAUCAAGCAAUUGUUAGAUGCAGAUUCCAAAGUGAGAAGCAUAAAGGGCUAGCUUUUUAACUUUCCCAGAUCGAUUAUUGUAGCCUGUAUAUUUAAUCUGCUUUAUACCGGGUGUAAUCUUAGUGGAUAGUGAUGCAUCUGUAAACAUGUGCAAUGUAGGUUAGAUUUAUGGAAUUCACUUCAAG
Pyrus x bretschneideri (Chinese white pear) is the source of this 3494-nucleotide messenger RNA. RefSeq names its product receptor-like protein kinase. The record is from RefSeq and is a predicted model, not a curated record. Lineage: Eukaryota; Viridiplantae; Streptophyta; Magnoliopsida; Rosales; Rosaceae. Gene Ontology annotation, biological process: protein phosphorylation. Gene Ontology annotation, molecular function: protein kinase activity; ATP binding; protein binding.